CAAGGAAAUGUAACACGUCAAACGGAUCCACUCGCUCCAUUUUUCUCUGCAUUUUCUGUCCUUCAUCUCUGCAAAAUUAGGGCACUGUUUGUUAUCGGUUCUUGUUAUAACCUGCAAAAUUAGGGCACAGUUUCAUAUUUCUUGCGCCAGAUCGACCACUUUUCUUUGAGGAUUGAGGCUCGAAAUAGUGAUAGCUUUACUAGACUCGAAGAGCUUUACAAAUUGAUACCAGAUCUGAACAAGGAAAGCACGGUUUCAAGUUUCGUGAAGUGGAGAUCGUACUGGUAAGUAGGGAAACUAGGUUUGAUAGUAUACAGGAGCUUUCAUAAUCGGAAGGCACAACUGUCGUUUCCACUCCAGGUGCUGAGCUCUACAGAUUGAUUGCAGAUCUGUAUCGAGAGUCUUGGGAUUGGGUUUUCGAAAGUGUGAUUUCCACUGGUGAAGGGGAGCUUCAGGGAAGGAAGAUCAAAAUUAGGGUAUACAGGGCUCUGGUUUCGAUCAGUGGAGGGGAAUCAUGGCACGAGAAUUGCCCAAAAUGGAGGGUAUCAAAGGGGCUCCUCGAUCAGCUUUGGUUGCUUUCUCACCUGAUAGUCCUUUCUUGGCGGCUGGAACCAUGGCUGGAGCUGUUGAUCUCUCAUUCAGUUCUUCAGCGAAUUUAGAGAUAUUUAAGCUGGACUUUGAAUCAGAUAAAUGGGAGCUACCAGUUGUUGGAGAGUGCACCAGCAAUGAGAGGUUUAAUAGGCUUUCAUGGGGAAAUAUUGGAUCUGGUACGGAGGAGUACUCACUUGGUCUAAUUGCUGGAGGCUUGGUUGAUGGUUGUGUCAAUUUAUGGAAUCCUUUAUCCCUUAUCAGCUCCAGGAACAAUGAGAAUGCCGUUGUUGCACGCCUCCAGAAACAUACCGGACCGGUUCGUGGAUUGGAGUUUAACAAGAUUAGCCCAAAUCUUUUAGCGUCUGGUGCGGAAGAGGGAGACAUCUGCAUAUGGGAUAUAGCGAAGCCAGCAGAACCAUCACUUUUCCCAUCUCUCAAGGGUGGAUCUGGGGCACAAGGGGAAGUUUCUUUUUUAUCAUGGAAUCCCAAGGUUCAACAUAUAUUGGCAUCUACAUCAUACAGUGGGACCACAGUGAUUUGGGACCUAAAGCGGCAGAAACCAGUAAUCAGCUUUUCAGAUUCUAUUAGAAGGCGAUGUUCUGUUUUUCAGUGGAAUCCUGAAGCUCCUACACAGCUUAUUGUGGCAUCCGAUGACGACAGAUCACCUUCUUUAAGGGUAUGGGAUAUGAGGAAUACAAUAUCGCCGACAAAAGAAUUCAUCGGGCAUUCAAAAGGUGUGAUUGCUAUGUCAUGGUGUCCAAUCGACGGUGCCUUCUUGCUCACUUGUGCAAAGGACAACCGUACAAUUUGCUGGGAUACAUUUACUGGAGAGAUCGUUUGUGAAUUGCCAGCCAGCACCAAUUGGAAUUUUGAUGUCCACUGGUACCCAAAGAUACCAGGAGUGAUAUCUGCAUCAUCCUUUGAUGGAAAAAUUGGCAUUUACAACAUUGAGGCCUGCAGUCGAUUGAUAUCUGGGGAAUUGACUACAUCAGGCUUUCCAGUACAUUUGAGGGCUCCUAAAUGGUUAAAACGACCAGUGGGAGCCUCUUUUGGUUUUGGUGGCAAACUUGCUGCAUUUCACUCGAGCUCUGCGGCACCAGGUGCUACACCGGGUACUUCAGAGGUUUAUGUGCAUAAUUUGAUUACUGAAGACAGUUUGGUGAGGCGGUCCACUGAAUUCGAAACCGCAAUACAAAAUGGAGAAAGAGCAUCAGUGAGGGCAUUGUGUGAACAAAAGUCUGAAGAAUCCCAAUCAGAGGAUGACAGAGAAACAUGGAGCUUUUUGAAGGUAAUGUUCGAUGAUGAAGGUGCAGCCAGGACAAAGCUUCUUGCCCAUCUAGGAUUCACUCUGCCAUCUGAAGAAAGCAAAAAUGUUCAUGAUGAUCUAGGCCAAGCUAUUGCUGAGAGUCUCAGCUUUGAUGAAACUACCUCACAUAGAGCAGAGAUGACUGCAAGUCAUCUGGCAAGAGAAUCUCUCUUCUCCACGGACAAUGGGGAAGACUUCUUCGACAAUCUUGAAAGCCCUACUGCAGAUGUAUUGACUUCACAAUCUAAUGAUGGUUUGGUUGUCGAAGAUGUCAUUCCUAACGGAGUGCAGACACAGGAUGAAAGCGAAGGACCAGGUGCAGGCCAGGACUCUUCAGUUGACGAGGUUAUUCAACGUGCUUUAGUUGUUGGUAACUACAAGGAAGCGGUUUUACAGUGCAUAGCGGCAAACAGAAUGGCAGAUGCUCUGGUUAUUGCUCAUGCUGGUGGUGCUUCCUUGUGGGAAAGCACUCGUGAUCAAUAUCUUAAGAAGUCUCAUUCGUCUUAUCUUAAGGUUGUAUCAGCGAUGGUGAGCAAUGAUCUCUUGAGCCUUGUGAACACUAGGCCCCUGAACUCCUGGAAAGAAACACUUGCCCUCCUUUGUACGUUUGCGCAAAGUGAGGACUGGACUGUUCUCUGUGAUACGCUUGCUUCCAGACUAAUGGCUGUGGGGAACACCUUAGCCGCAACUCUCUGCUACAUCUGUGCUGGAAACAUUGAUAGAACUGUGGAGAUUUGGUCUCAAAGCCUGAACUCUCAGCGUGAGGGGCGAAGCUACAUGGAUCUUCUUCAGGACUUGAUGGAGAAGACUAUUGUCCUCGCUUUAGCCACUGGGCGGAGGCAGUUCAGUUCGUCUUUGUCCAAGCUUGUUGAGAAUUAUGCUGAACUGCUGGCUAGCCAAGGUCAAUUGACAACUGCCAUGGAGUAUCUGAAACUCUUGGGAUCAGAAGACUCUUCUCCUGAACUUACUAUUCUACGAGAUCGGAUCGCGCUUUCUGGAUCAGAGAAUGAAGGGCCCCAAUCCUCGCCCUACGAUAACAUGCAACAGCAAGCCCAACCAUCCCAAACCCUAUAUGGGGCUGAACAUGUGGGCUACAGUGCAGUUGAUAGUUCUCAACAGUAUUAUCAGCCACAACAGCCACAGACCCAUAGUGUACCUGGCAGCCCUUAUUCCGAAGGCUAUCAGCAAACUUUUGGUGCUUCAUAUGGGUCAAGUUAUCAGCCCAUGCAGCCAAGACAACAGCAUCAAGAUUACAUGACCCCUGGUCAGUUUCAGCCAGCAGCAUCACCCCAAGUAUUCCUCCCAUCACAACCUCAAGUUCCACAGAUGACAACUUUUACGCCUGCUCCUGUUGCUGCACAGCCUGUAGUGAGGCCAUUUGUGCCCUCAACUCCGCCCGUGCUGCCAAAUGCAGAACAAUAUCAGCAACCUUCAUUAGGAUCUCGUCUUUAUCCAGGAUCUGCAAACCCAAUGUAUCAAGUAGGGCAGCCUGGUUCAGUUCCAAUGGGUGGUGUGCCAUCUCAACCAGCAAUGGUCCCCAGACCUAACAUGCCAACACAAUCCUUUACUCCUUCCCCCUCGCCUCAAGGCUUUACACCUGUUACUACAAAUCCCGGAUUUGUUCCAAGACCAAACAUGGCACUGGUGCAGCCACCAAGCCCAACACAAGCAGCUCAGGCUCAGCCAGUUGCAGCUCCUCAGGCACCCCCGCCUACUGUACAAACCGUUGAUACUUCAAAUGUUGCUGCUGAACUCAGACCAGUCAUUGCAACAUUAACAAGGCUUUACAAUGAGACUUCAGAAGCACUAGGUGGUGCUCGGGCAAACCCAGUGAAAAAACGUGAAAUUGAGGACAAUUCCAGGAAAAUUGGUGCCUUAUUUGCAAAACUAAACACUGGAGACAUAUCACCGAAUGCUGCCUCAAAACUUGGCCAGCUCUGCCAAGCUCUGGACUCUGGUGACUAUGCAAGUGCUCUCCAUAUCCAGGUUCUUUUGACGACAAGCGAUUGGGAUGAAUGCAACUUCUGGCUUGCAGCCCUCAAGCGAAUGAUCAAAACAAGGCAGAGUGUGAGAUUAGGAUAGAGGUAAUGAUUCAUUCACAAUGAAGAGUUUCUAUGAUCUUCCUGCAAAAGUUCAAAGCAUUGGUCUCCACAGCUGAGUCUUGAAUUUUCUCUCCUGGCACAUGUACACAAAGUUCUCUUUUACAAAAUAACCCAGCCUUUUGUGCCCAAUCCCCCCCUUCUUCGCCCGCAAUUUUAGUGUAUUUCCAGUAGACUGGAAAUUACAGUUCACUGCAUUAUUUUUGCUGGUGAGUUAUUUUUACUCUCCUCAGAUCAAGCAGCUUUCUGUUUACUUUUAUUUUUAUUUUUUUUUUGGCCUGAAAAAGUUAAUUGAGCAGUCAGAAGUGGCUUGUGUGCCCUGUUUCUUGGAUCAUUGUUUCUGUACUCUUGUUUAAGAAUGAAUUUUGGGAAUGUUAAGGGUGCUAUGUUUGGUGCAAUAUGAACACUUUUCAUUAUUUUCUUUCCUGUAAAAAGAGUGGACCACUGGACUGGGAUUGUGGAUAAUGUCUAGUUUCUUGUACCUUUUGAUACGUCAACAUUUUGUUUUAGAGCAAUAUGUUGCAUUUGUUGUUU
Messenger RNA from Amborella trichopoda, 4530 nucleotides. NCBI's taxonomy places the organism in Eukaryota, Viridiplantae, Streptophyta, Magnoliopsida, Amborellales, Amborellaceae. The record is from RefSeq and is a predicted model, not a curated record.